AUGAUCAAGGGAGACCAGCGGCAGCUUGGAGCUCAUGAAGAGCGGUUGAAAGAUCAGAUGAGAGAUGAUCAUCGGGCCUCAGAUGGCAAUUUUUUCAAGUUCUUGCAAAACCAGUCAAGCACAGAAAAAGAGGCUCAAGAAGACAAGAUUGCGUCCACAAGGGCAGAGAUGGGCGAAGUGAGAAAAGAGAACGAGAGGCUGAAGAUGAUGCUAUCACGGAUGGUGGAGGACCAUCGCUCCCUUCAGAAGCAAUUCGACGUUCUCCACCAGCAAGGGCGAGGCAAGAACCUCGCCGUUGGCUCACCGGAUCAUACAUCACCGGUCGACGGCCCCGGGUUCAUCUCUUUGCGCCUUGGAACGAGCGCCGUCAUGAGCAGGCAGAACAUGGGAGAAGAGAUCAAGGACAGCACUAAUAAUCCAGAUGACAAGGGCAUCUUUCUUGGACUUUCAUCAGCCUGUGGAGCUGUUGGUGCAAGAACUGAUGGAAGUGAGACGAAGGUGCGGCCAGAUGUGGUGACAUUGAGCCCUCGAGGCAGCUCCGAGGGGGAGGCCGCGGAGACGACAACGUCAGCCGCAGCAAGCAAGAUGGCGAAGAACCCGAGAAUCACCGUCAGCGGCGCGGAGACGGAGGAGGAGGUGGCCCGGCAGCCACUGGCCAAGAAGGCCAGGGUGUCGGUGAGGGCAAGGUGUGACACACCAACGAUGAACGAUGGGUGCCAGUGGAGGAAAUACGGGCAGAAGAUAUCCAAGGGGAACCCAUGUCCACGCGCCUACUACCGCUGCACCAUCGCAACAGGGUGCCCUGUCAGAAAACAGGUGCAGAGAUGUGCCGAGGACAUGUCGAUCCUCAUCACCACCUACGAGGGCGCGCACAACCACCCGCUCUCCCCCUCCGCAGCCGCCAUGGCCUCCACCACCUCCGCGGCCGCGUCCAUGCUCAUGUCAGGCUCCUCCACCUCGCUCGGCUUCCCCUCCGUCGCCUCCAGCCUCCACGGCCUCAGGUUCGGCCUCCCAGCGGCGACUACCUUCGACCCCUCGAGCCAUCUGAGUGGUCGGCCGUUCUUCCUCCCGGCCGCCGCCGGCGCGUCCAUCAGCGCCACCCCGUCGUACCCCACCAUCACCCUCGAUCUCACCUCGCAGACUGCCUCGCAGCAGGCCUUCUCCCUCAGCAACACCAACAGAUUCUCCUCCAGCUUCCCCGACUCUCACGGACACAGCAGCAGUGCUGGUAGGUACCCUUCCACGAACUUCUCCUUCUCCGGCUCUGGUGCGAGCAGCCUGCCCGGCGCCACCGCGUGGCCGGCCGGCGUUGGAUCGUACCUGAGCUACGGACCCUCGUCCGGCGCGCCCUACAACGGUGUCGGCAAGAACUCAUUCCAGGCCGCGCUGAGCGGCAUCAACGGAAGGCAGCAAGCCUCGGUGGCGUCCCUCUACCAGCCGGCGCAGGUGCAGCAGAGGGCGGCCCAGUUUAGCGGCGGCGGAACAUGCACGACAGCGCCGAUCGUGCUCACCGACACGAUCGCCAAGGCGAUCACGUCGGACCCGGGCUUCCACACAGCGCUCGCGGCCGCCAUCACGUCGUACGUCGGCAAGCCGGCUGCCGGAGGCGGCAAGGGGCUCGAGUGGGGGGAGCACCUCGGGCUGGGCCCGUCGAGUGCGGCGUCCACCGCUUGUUCGUCGCCGUUGCUGGCACGGUCGUCGACGGGGGCGACACAGAGCGGUUCUCCGAACGGGAAGAAGAUGUCGUUCUUGCAGCCGUCGCUGGCACUGUCAUCGGGCUCCGCUAGUGCUACUGCUUCCACCUCACCUGUGAAAAGCAGGGAGCACAUUAAUUAG
Messenger RNA from Triticum turgidum subsp. durum (durum wheat), 1836 nucleotides. NCBI's taxonomy places the organism in Eukaryota, Viridiplantae, Streptophyta, Magnoliopsida, Poales, Poaceae. The record is from the annotation of a GenBank genome assembly.